Messenger RNA from Elephantulus edwardii (Cape elephant shrew), 4107 nucleotides. RefSeq names its product pleckstrin homology domain containing, family H (with MyTH4 domain) member 1 (gene PLEKHH1). The record is from RefSeq and is a predicted model, not a curated record. The coding region runs from base 1 to 4107 and encodes 1368 amino acids. The transcript is spliced from 28 exons. Lineage: Eukaryota; Metazoa; Chordata; Mammalia; Macroscelidea; Macroscelididae. Gene Ontology annotation, cellular component: cytoskeleton.
AUGGCGGAACUCAAGGUGGAGCCUCGGGUGGGUGUGGACUGGCAGAAGCGUUGCCUGGCCCUGGAGACUCAGCUUCUCCGGUUCCGCCUACAGGCUAGCAAGAUAAGGGAGCUGCUGGCUGACAAGAUGCAGGAGCUGGAGCAGAGGCUGUUGGAAGCAGAGAAGAGAGCAGAGCAUGCAGAGACUCAGGUGAGUGUGAUGGAAGAGAAGGUAAAACUGUCCAAUCUGAAGAAUGUGGAUUCAGCAGGCAGCCUGCACCGGAAAUACCAAGAAUUGCUGAAAGCCAUGCAGGACAAAGAUGAGCUCAUCAGCCAGCUGAAGGUCCAGCUGGAGAAGCAGAAGCAGAUGAGAGCUGAGGAAGGAAAAAUGAUCCAAGAAAAGGCUGUGAAGAUCAAGGAAUGGGUGACACAGAAGUUAGGAGAGCUUGAGAUGGACAAUCAGCACCUGAGAGGCUGUAAUCAGCGCCUGGUAGAGCAGGUGGGAGCCCUUCAAGCCACACUAGAAGCUCUUCAGAUGCCAUCCUCAGAGAAGUUGCCUGUGAUGCCCCAGGAAACCCCAGAACAGGAUCUUGUUAUGUCGGGGCCUCGAAUCCAGCCAAUGGGGCAGGACAGUGGUCCAGAGACUGAGAGUUCCCUGAAGAUAGAAGUGCCUACACCUCCUCCAGGUGCCUUGAAGACCAAGGAAUCUGUUCCUGAAGCUGGAAGCUCCUUGGAGGCCUCUGGUUCCAGCCUGGUCUACUCUGGGUACAGAGCAGAGACCAGGACUCCUCAAGCCUAUAUGAGAAGAGAGGGUUCUUCUGGCCAGCUGCACAUGAAGCUUUGUAGGCCAAGAUUUGGUUCUGGUUCCUGGAGUGAGGGUCUGGCUAGUGCUCAGGAAGGGAUGUUCUCUGGGACAAAGAUCUCCACCAGGGAAAGUGGCCCGGGUGGCAGCCUGACCCUUCCAAAGGCACGGGCACCUGGCACCCCACGAGGCAGCGUCCAGCUGGCCAAACGGUACCACAGCCAGCCUCAGGUGGGCCCUGGGCAUUUGAACCACCAGGUCAGCACUGAGAUUGGGGCCCUCACGGCCCACCACCCCUCUGGCCACCUCAAGGUGAAGAAGACUGGAGUCGACCUCCGGGAGGAACUGGAGAAAAUGGAGAUGGAAGAGCCACCCACAGCAGGGAAGAAGGAUGGACGGGAAAGCCUGAAGAUCUCCAGGGCUGACCUGGAGGAGGUGGAGCUGGGGAACAAACCACCCACGCCGCCCCUGCACCGGUUUCCAUCCUGGGAGAGCCGGAUCUACGCUGUGGCCACUUCAGGCAUGCAGCUUUCAGAUUCAGGAGUAACACCCAGGAGCAAUACUGCCAACUACGCUUCAAGCCCUCCUGCCCUCGCGUCCCCGGGGCCUUUCUCUGGCCUUGUCUACAAGAACAUCACUGUGCCUGUCUACACAGCCUUGAAAGGGAAAGCCACACAGAUCAGCAGCAUGCCCUUCGUGGACGAGUCUUCAGGGUCUGAUGACGACUGUAGCUCUCAGGCGAGUUUCCGAACUUCAUUCCCGUGCUCCGAGUCCAGGAAGACCAGUGGACUGGGUAGUCCCCGGGCCAUCAAGAGAGGUGUCUCCAUGUCCUCACUGAGCUCCGAGGGUGACUAUGCCAUCCCCCCAGAUGCCUGCUCAUUGGAUAGUGACUACUCAGAGCCCGAGCACAAGCUACAGCGCACCUCAACUUACUCCAUCGACGGGCUGGGCCUCGGCGGGGAGUCACUGGAGAAGUCAGGCUACCUUCUAAAAAUGGGGAGCCGAGUGAAGACGUGGAAGAGGCGCUGGUUUGUCCUGAGACAGGGACAGAUUAUGUACUACAAGUCACCGAAUGAUGUCAUCCGGAAGCCUCAAGGUCAAGUGGAGCUGAACUCUCAUUGCCAAAUUGUUCGCGGGGAGGGCUCACAGACAUUCCAGCUCAUCUCUGAGAAGAAAACCUACUACCUGACGGCCGAUUCACCUAACUUGCUGGAAGAAUGGAUCCGUGUACUGCAAAGCCUGCUUAAAGUCCAGGCCAUUGGGCCUCCAGCCCUGCCUCAGGGUGGCACCAAGCCCACUGUGAAGGGCUGGCUGACCAAGGUAAAGCAUGGACACUCCAAGCUGGUGUGGUGUGCUCUCAUUGGGAAAACCUUUUACUACUAUCGGAGCCAUGAGGACAAGCGACCCCUGGGGCGCCUGCCCAUGCGAGACGCACGUAUAGAGGAAGUAGAUCGAUCCUGUGACUCAGAUGAGGACUAUGAGGCUGGAGGAACUGGGCGGCUACUUUCCUCUCACUGUACCUUGGUGAUCCACCCCCCAGAGCAUAGCCCCACCUACCUCUUGAUUGGCACCAAGCAUGAAAAGGAUACGUGGCUUUAUCACCUCACAGUGGCUUCAGGUGGCAGCAGUGCCAAAGUAGGCACUACCUAUGAGCAGCUCAUUGGAAAACUGAUGGACGGGGAGGGAGAUCCAGAUUCCCCCCUCUGGAAGCACCCCAUGCUGUGCUACAGCAGAGAUGGGCUGUUCACCUCCCUUACCACCUUGCCCUCGGAAGCCCUGCAGACAGAAGCCCUGAAACUCUUCAAGUCCUGCCAACUCUUCAUCAACGUGCCUGUGGAAGCCGCCUCAGUGGAUUACCAUGUGUCCCUGGCCCAGACGGCUCUGCAGGUGUGCCUGGUGCACCCCGAGCUGCAGAGUGAGAUCUACUGCCAACUCAUGAAGCAAACUAGCUGUCGCCCACCUCAGAAGUACUCCCUCAUGCAGUGCUGGCAGCUCCUGGCUCUGUGUGCCCCCCUCUUCCUGCCUCAGCAUCAUUUCCUCUGGUAUGUUAAACAGCAGCUCCAACGUCAUGCAGACCCCCGGAAUGAGACUGGACAGUAUGCCACUUACUGCCAACGGGCAGUAGAGCGGACCUUGCAGACUGGAGAGCGGGUAGCCAGGCCAUCCCGCAUGGAAGUGGUGUCCAUCUUGCUUCGCAACCCUUUCCACCACUCUCUGCCCUUCAGCAUCCCUGUGCACUUUGCCAAUGGGACUUACCAGGUGGUUGGUUUUGAUGGCUCUUCCACAGUUGAUGAGUUCCUCCAGCGGCUGAACCAGGAAACCGGCAUGAGAAAGUCCUCCCACUCUGGCUUUUCCCUCUUCACAGAUGAUCCUUCUGGCAGGGACCUGGAACACUGCCUCCAGGGGAGUGUCAAGAUCUGUGAUGCCAUCUCCAAGUGGGAACAAGCCCUGAAGGAGCUGCAUCCUGGGAAGUCCGAGGGUGGCACACGCAUUGUGAAGCUGCUGUAUAAGAACAGAUUAUACUUUCGGAGUCAAGUCAAAGGGGAGACUGAGCGAGAACGGCUGCUGCUUGCCUCCCAGAUUAGUGCAGAGAUAGUAGCAGGGAGGUUUCCAGUCAACAAAGAACUGGCUCUUGAGAUGGCUGCCCUAAUGGCUCAGGUAGAAUAUGGGGACUUGGUGAGACCUAUCCUGCCAGGCUCUGGGAACGCACCUCCUGCCAAGGCUCAGCAUCUCCUCCAGCAGGUCCUAGACAAGUUUUACCCAAGACGCUAUAGACAUGGGGCCCCUGCUGAACAGCUGAGGCACCUGGCAGAUAUGCUGACCUCAAAGUGGGCAGCACUGCAAGGCUGCUCCCCUCCUGAGUGCAUUCGCAUCUAUCUGACUGUGGCCCGGAAAUGGCCUUUCUUUGGUGCUAAACUUUUUACUGCUCAACCUGCCCAGAUGUCUUCUAAGGAGAACAGUCUGGUGUGGAUUGCUGUGAAUGAGGAUGGUGUCAGCAUCCUGGACCACAAUACUAUGCAAGUGCACAUCACUUACCCCUACUCUUCAGUGACAACCUUUGGUGGCUAUCGGGAUGACUUCAUGCUUGUCAUCAGAGCCAGUCCAGACCAAAGUUCUGGGAAAGGUCACAUUGAAAAGCUCAUCUUCCGUAUGGCUGCUCCUAAGAUUGCCGAGGCUACCUUUGUCAUGGCCAGCUACAUGAACCACUGUUCUACAACUGUGAACCCACCAACCAACCCUCCUGCUUCCCACCAACCCAGGGAGAUGGAUCGACGACAGUUCUUUGCUUCUAUUCCACAAGCUACAAAGGGGCCAACAUUACUGUGA